UCUUCUUCAGUUCUUUGUCCUGAGAUUCAUAUUUGAGGGGAGAGAGGAGAGGGAGAGGGAGAGGGAGAGGGAGAGAAUCUUAUUUAAUGGUAAUGGGCCUGUCUGAAAACCAGACUUCUCAUUUAUCCUCUUUCUCAGAGCUUCAUCUCAGAAAAUCUAGACCCUUCAAAUGUUGGCAUAACCUCCAUUCCUUGAUCUUCUGAUUUACUUCGUAUAAUACAAAAGUAUCCCCCCCCCCCCAAAUUUGCGGGUUUCUUCUAAAUUUUGGAUCUUCAGCUCUGCAGAAAUGAGAGACGUGAUCUCUUGUUUCAGUGAGAACGCUGUCAACGUGUCUCCUUAUUCUUCAUGUUCUAGCCUCUCAAACAACGCCUGUAUCUCUCCCAGUCUCGUACCUUCGAUCCAAAACACAGUUUCUUGCGUCCACAAAAUCAUCCUCUCUACGCAAAAGCAGCUUUUAAUCACAGUCACAUGGAUUAAAAACCAUUCCAAUCAAGGAAUCUCUGUUAACUUCAACGAUGACGACCCCACGACAGCGAUUUUCAGACUCAACACCAAUUCGAGGCUCUUCAGCAAGAAAAAAAGCAGCAAAUUUCUGGAAUCUGGAGACUCAAAGAUCGAGCUUUUCUGGGAUCUUUCAAACGCCAAGUACGACUGUGCCCCUGAGCCUCUUGAUAGCUAUUAUCUUCUAAUCCUCGUUGAUUCAGAAAUAGCUCUAAUUCUGGGUGACAUGGCCGAAGAAAUUGUGACUAAGAAGCUUAAAGGUAGCAUUCCAAUGGCCAAAUCCUCACUGAUUUCUCGUCGAGAGCAUUGGUCAGGAAAUACACUUUACACAACGAGGACACAGUUCUGCGAAAAUGGGGAUUCGCACGAGAUUUUUAUACGAUGCAGCGGAGAGAACGAAGGGUUGAAGAAUGUGAAGGGCCCAGUUCUAACGGUUUGCAUUGAUAAGAAGACAGUGAUAAAAGUGAAGAGGCUGCAAUGGAAUUUCAGGGGAAACCAGACGAUUUUCAUUGAUGGGUUGCUCGUGGAUUUGCUUUGGGAUGUUCAUGACUGGUUUUUCAGUUCAUCACCAUCAUCAUCUUCUUCUUCUUCUGGGCGUGCUGUGUUCAUGUUCAGAACUAGGAGUGCGUUGGAUAGCAGAUUGUGGUUGGAGGAGAAGAAUGUUCAGAAAGAGAGAGACAGAGUCGGCUUCUCCUUGUUGAUAUAUGCCUGUAAGACCCCUCCAUGAGGGCAAAAUUUGGCCUUUUGCUUGUUCUUCGGAAAAAAACAAGGAAAGAUAAUCUAAUUUCUUAUUCUUUC
Messenger RNA from Neltuma alba, 1299 nucleotides. RefSeq lists its product as uncharacterized. Bases 287 to 1228 code for a protein of 313 amino acids. The record is from RefSeq and is a predicted model, not a curated record. NCBI's taxonomy places the organism in Eukaryota, Viridiplantae, Streptophyta, Magnoliopsida, Fabales, Fabaceae. The transcript has a single exon.